AUGAUUGUAUCUUUGUUUGAGGAAUGUGACAUCUACAGCUCUCAAUAUCUUGUCGACUACUACGAUAUUGUCGCUCCUAGCUCAAAUUCGGUGGAUGACGCAUCCUUUUAUUGGAAAUUCUAUCAGGAGCUGAGAAAACUUCGUCCUCCUACGCCUGAAGAUCCAUUCAUCAUCUGGGAUCUCGGAACAGGCACAGGCCGUGUGCUUCAUGGCCUUGCGACAAGUGCCAAGACAGCCGGUGUUGACUUUACCGACACUAUGCUGAUGGGCAUCGAUACCGCAAGAGAUAUGCUUAGAAAGGCAGAAGAUGUCACGAAAGAUCCAUUGAAAGAGCAUGUCACCUGGAUCCAUGGAUCUGCUCUCGAACUUCAAAGCAUCAUGCGAGAACAGGAGUACCAUAAAGUUGAUCUAUUGAUCUUCUCUAUUGGAUCAAUCAGCCAUCUGUCAGAGGACAGCCAGCCACAGGUGUUUCUGAAUCAAAUUUCUAAGAUCCUUCGUCGAGACACCGGACGGGCCUACAUAUCCAUCUAUGAUGGAUCGGUCAUCCAGAAGAGAGAAAGUAUUACGUUUCAUCAACCAGAAGGUAUCACAGAAGUCCCGAGCAUGGUGUAUCCAGGCAAAGUGUAUCGGGAAUACAAUCACCGGGGAGAAUUAAAGGGCAAGAUUAAAUACAUCAAAUUUGACCUGGACGUAUUGGAGCGCACGGAUGGUGAAGACCAGGAGAUAGAGAAAUACCAGAUAUCUAUGAAGAUGCGCCAAUGGGAUGAAGACGAGAUUGUGUCCAUCUCAAAUGGCACCGGGGUGAAGUUCUUGGGGAGUUCUCGCGGCAAACAUGAGACAUUCUACGUUUUCCAGGUUGCCGCAUAG
This is a messenger RNA of Penicillium maclennaniae, 867 nucleotides long. Its product is annotated as class I SAM-dependent methyltransferase. The transcript has a single exon. NCBI's taxonomy places the organism in Eukaryota, Fungi, Ascomycota, Eurotiomycetes, Eurotiales, Aspergillaceae. Bases 1 to 867 code for a protein of 288 amino acids. The record is from RefSeq and is a predicted model, not a curated record.